Dipodomys ordii (Ord's kangaroo rat) is the source of this 1069-nucleotide messenger RNA. Its product is annotated as V-type proton ATPase 116 kDa subunit a isoform 3-like. Gene Ontology annotation, molecular function: ATPase binding; proton-transporting ATPase activity, rotational mechanism. The annotation marks the transcript as partial. The record is from RefSeq and is a predicted model, not a curated record. Gene Ontology annotation, cellular component: vacuolar proton-transporting V-type ATPase complex; plasma membrane; proton-transporting V-type ATPase, V0 domain. The transcript is spliced from 7 exons. Gene Ontology annotation, biological process: vacuolar acidification; proton transmembrane transport. NCBI's taxonomy places the organism in Eukaryota, Metazoa, Chordata, Mammalia, Rodentia, Heteromyidae.
AUGGCCCUGCAUGGCCUCGUGACCCCUCCCCCCCACCUCCCCUCCCGCUCAGCCUUCCUGCAGGAGGAGGUGCGCAGGGCUGGUGUGGCGCUGCCCCAGGCGGAGGGCCGGCUGCCCGCACCCUCGCCCCCAGACCUGCUGCGCAUCCAGGAGGAGACAGAGCGCCUGGCCCAGGAGCUGCGGGACGUGCGGGGCAACCAGCAGGCGCUGCGAGUCCAGCUGCACCAGCUGCAGCUCCACACCGCCGUGCUGAGCCAGAGCCACAGCCCCGUGCCAGCAGCUGCUCACACCGAUGGGCCCUCCUCGGAGAAGACCCCCCUGCUCCUGUCCGCCGCGGGGCCACACCAGGACCUGAGGGUCAACUUUGUGGCAGGUGCUGUGGCGCCCCACAAGGCCGCCGCCCUGGAGCGCCUGCUCUGGAGAGCCUGCCGCGGCUUCCUCAUCGCCAGCUUCCAGGAGACUGAGCAGCCGCUGGAGGACCCCGUGACGGGUGAGCCUGCGACAUGGAUGACCUUCGUCAUCUCCUACUGGGGCGAGCAGAUUGGGCAGAAGAUCCGCAAGAUCACAGACUGCUUCCACUGCCACGUCUUCCCAUUCCUGGAGCAGGAGGAGGCCCGGCGUGGCGCUCUGCAGCAGCUGCGACAGCAGAGCCAGGAGCUGCAGGAGGUCCUGGGGGAGACCGAGCGGUUCCUGAGCCAGGUGCUGGGCCGUGUACAGCAGCUGCUGCCACCCUGGCAGGUGCAAAUCCACAAGAUGAAGGCCGUGUACCUGGUGCUGAACCAGUGCAGCGUGAGCACCACGCACAAGUGCCUCAUCGCCGAGGUGUGGUGUGCCACGCGGGACCUGCCUGCCCUGCAGCAGGCGCUGCAGGAGAGCUCCAGCGAGGAAGGAGUGAGCGCCGUAGCUCACCGUAUCCCCUGCCGGGAGCUGCCCCCGACCCUCAUCCGCACCAACCGCUUCACCGCCAGCUUCCAGGGCAUCGUGGACGCCUACGGUGUGGGCCGCUACCAGGAGGUCAACCCCGGUGAGAGCCAGCGCGGGCUCACCCCAGGCCAGCCCUGCCAUCUGU